UCUUAUUAACUUCCCCACAACAUUCUUUAUAUUUUCUUAUAAUUCACCCUUCGUCAUUAUCAAAAGUUGCAACUGAGCUAGUUUCAUUUGUUCCUAUCCUUCUAGUCUCUUCAACAACCACCAACCAUUAAAGAAAAAACUCAUUUUGUGUUUUUUACUUCUCUUUCUUUUACUUGUUUCUCAUUGAGUGAGGAAACAAACAAGUGAAACGGAAGUAGCCAUGGGAAGAAAACUUGAUGCUUUACUAGGAAGAAACUUUAAAAUUAGUAAAUUCAAGGCCACUGCAAAUUUAGCCAUUUCCAGGGUUACUGUACUCAAGAACCAACGCCAAGCACGAUGCUCGAUCGCGCGGUCUGAUGUGGUUCAGCUCUUAAACCUUGGUUUCCAUGAAAGAGCUCUUCUAAGGGUUGAGCAAGUGAUGAAGGAACAAAAUAUGUUGGAUGUGUUUGACAUGGUAGAAGGCUAUUGUCUUCUAGCUAUUGAAAGAAUCAACCUUAUUCAACAAGAGAAAAUAUGUCCUGAGGAAUUGAAAGAGGCAAUAUCGAGCUUGAUUUUUGCAGCUUCAAGGUGUGGUGAGUUCCCAGAACUUCAGGAGCUUCGAGCAAUUUUCACGUCAAGAUUUGGGAAAGAAUUUGCAGGUCGUGCUGUUGAGUUAAGAAACAAUUGUGGAGUAAAUCCUAAGAUGAUACAAAAGCUGUCAACAAGGAUGCCUAGCUUAGAACAAAGAACCAAAGUGCUCAAGGAAAUUGCAGCAGAGAAUAACAUUGUUUUGAAAAUUGAGGAAAUAAUUUUGGAAAAUACAGAGGAGGAGGAGGUCAUCGCGAAAAGGAAGGACCAGCCUGAAGAUCACAUACCAGUUUUACCUCAAAAUGUAGACCAUGAAGCUAGGAGAAAAUAUAAAGAUGUAGCAGCUGCAGCUCAAGCAGCUUUUGAGUCUGCUGCUUAUGCAGCAGUAGCUGCAAGAGCAGCUGUGGAACUCUCUCGGUCUGAAUCGCGUGAUCUGGAUGACCCCAAGAGUCCGAGUCAGAAGCCAAGGAAUGUAUCGGACUCUUGUGAGGAUUUGAAAUCUGAGUUUCAUGAAGGAGAGGAAAAGAAUAAUGAGGGAGUUGAGAAAAUCGAGACUAGUCAGAACUAUGGUUUUCAUUCUGAAGUCGACCAAUUCUCUGAUGGAGAUGAGGUGGAAGAACUCAAACAGAGGAAGUUUGAAGAACAGUUCAAGAGAUCAGUCUCUGUUUCAAGUUCUGAUAUUUCAGCAGACGACAUUCUUGUUGAUGAGGUGAAAAGUCCUAGACAUGGUGUAAUUUAUGAUGAAAUAGAUGAAGUUGGAGAGGAAAACAUAAUCCCGUCAUUAAAACGUCCUAAGAAUGAAGUUUUUGGUUCUCCAGUGCACCAAGCAGGAAAUGAGAAGGAGAUUGAAGGAUUCACAAAGCAAGGUGCAGGAAAACUAGACAUAAAUAAGAAGCCAAUAUCAAUGAGAACAAGAAAGAACUUUCACUGGUGAACCAAGAUCCGAUAUAUGUUAACAAAAAGGAGAUUGAAGUAUUCACAAAGCAAGGUACAGAAAACCUAUACAUAAAUAAGAAGCCAAUAUCAGUGAGAACUAGAAAAAAGUAUCACUAGUGACCAAGGAUGAAUAAAUGUUUGCUCAGAUUUUGCCAGUUGGUGCAUAUAUUGUGUACUUAGUCAAUAUAUCAUAGCUACAUAUUUUCUUUAUCUUUGGAGAUUUUGUAAGUUUGCGGAUAUAUUUUGUGCUUUUGUCAAUAUAAUGUAGCUUCAUA
Messenger RNA from Solanum verrucosum, 1778 nucleotides. RefSeq lists its product as uncharacterized. Bases 221 to 1501 code for a protein of 426 amino acids. The record is from RefSeq and is a predicted model, not a curated record. The transcript is spliced from 5 exons. Lineage: Eukaryota; Viridiplantae; Streptophyta; Magnoliopsida; Solanales; Solanaceae. Gene Ontology annotation, biological process: protein transport.